GCGACGACAAGGUGGAAUACAACAACAACAUUGGCCGCACCAAAUGGCUCCAUUCAAUUUGGAUGCAUGUAUCGAACAACUACUACGCAAGCAGCUUUUGCACGAGGCGCUCCUCCGUGAAAUCUGCGAGAAGACGAAGGAGGUCUUGAUGCGUGAGUCAAACGUCGUGCAUGUCAGUGCUCCCGUUACUGUCGUCGGAGACAUUCAUGGUCAAUUCUAUGACCUUGUCGAGAUCUUUCGGAUAGGCGGAUACGCUCCGCAUACGAACUACCUGUUCCUCGGCGACUAUGUCGACCGUGGUCUGUUUAGUGUCGAGACGAUAUCGCUCCUUACUUGCCUCAAGUUACGUUACCCUGAUAGGGUGCAAUUAAUCCGGGGUAAUCAUGAAUCGAGAGCCGUGACCCAGUCUUAUGGCUUUUACACCGAAUGCGUCCGAAAAUAUGGCUCCGCACACGUAUGGACAUACUUCACGGACAUGUUUGAUUUCCUGACGCUGUCAGUUGUCAUUGACGACCAAAUUUUCUGCGUGCAUGGAGGGUUAUCACCGUCCAUUCAUUCGAUUGACCAGAUUAAAGUAGUGGAUAGAUUCCGAGAAAUCCCACACGAAGGUCCAAUGGCAGACUUAGUUUGGUCGGAUCCAGACCCCGACAAAGAAGACUUUGCCAUCUCACCCCGUGGUGCCGGGUAUACGUUUGGCUCCGGUGUCGUACGCAAAUUCUUAGAUAUCAAUAACAUGUCGCAUAUCCUCCGUGCACACCAACUUUGCAUGGAAGGCUUUAGCGUCUUAUUCGAGAAUCACCUGUCGACGGUUUGGUCCGCGCCUAACUAUUGUUAUCGAUGCGGGAACUCUGCAAGUAUCUUGGAAGUCGGACCUGGUGGCGGUAUGCAUUUUAACGUUUUCGAAGCGGCGCCGGAGAACGAACGCGACGGACCUGGGCAACAACAGCUCAUGCAGAACGGUGGCAAUAAGCUCCCGGAAUACUUCUUAUAAAAGACUAAUGAAAGCUAAAAAGCUUGAGAUGGACGUGAGCACGCCAUCUUAGCGAGCAGGCCGUCCAUAUGUCCAACCAAUCAUAUGGCUGCGUAUAUGCUUCUUAGCUCGACACUAAAAGCUUACAAUGACGGAGCUAGACGUGGAAUUGGACACCACGCACCACGAGUUGCGUUACCUCGAGCAGUCCGCGCUUCCUAGAAUGGGGCACUCAGUCAACUUCGCGUUCGCGGCUUCUCCGCUGAGUUUACACGACCAUAUGGUGACUUCCCGCGUCUUGCUUACGCCUUCACUCCAUCGUUGUCCGGCAUUUUCUCCGCAUGUGAUGACACACGUCGGAAGUGGCAUCACUAAAUAGCAUCUUACCUCCGACACACAAGCAAACACAAUUCCAGGCCAGUAGCCACUAUGGCAUCCCCGCUAGGCAGACUGUUACUAGAGGUCCGCUCCUACCGACGAGAUUCAGGUUGCUGUUCAUGUCUGAGGAGCAUCACAAUUAUUCUUAUUUGGUCCGAACGUAGAAGGUAUAGAGUUCUGACAAUGACACGGUUAUGUGCGAACAAUAAU
Fomitiporia mediterranea MF3/22 is the source of this 1558-nucleotide messenger RNA. Its product is annotated as Metallo-dependent phosphatase. Lineage: Eukaryota; Fungi; Basidiomycota; Agaricomycetes; Hymenochaetales; Hymenochaetaceae. The record is from RefSeq and is a predicted model, not a curated record. Gene Ontology annotation, biological process: peptidyl-serine dephosphorylation. The transcript is spliced from 8 exons. The coding region runs from base 44 to 991 and encodes 315 amino acids. Gene Ontology annotation, cellular component: FAR/SIP/STRIPAK complex. Gene Ontology annotation, molecular function: protein serine/threonine phosphatase activity.